AUGGCAUGCGUUUGUCGCUUCCUUGCCAAACUAUGGCACGCGACGCAAGUGGAGAUGCAUGGGACGCACUCCACACAGCGAGUGCUAGAGCUGACAAAGUACGCGAACGAGACGAGCUGGCUCCGGGUGGUUACGAUUUUGCUGGUAACCCCGCUGUCCUGCUUGGCCGUGACAGUCCUCGUGGAUAUUUUACCGCUUGAUGACCCUUUUCAUGGAGUGAAGGGCAACAACUUAUACUUCGCGCGCUCGUUCUACACUUUCCUGGUCAUCACCUUCCUGGCGACGCACCAGUUCCGCCUCACACUUUGUGUACUCGUGCACUACGGACUGGCCGCGGUUAUCGGGUUCCCGCUGCCAUUUUCGUUGAUGACGGUGACGCCAGCCUGGACGACACUUGUAGCCAUUUCUCUGGCUGUGGAGUGGGCGAAGAAGAUCAGAGAGACGCCUGGAGCAGGGAAAAUGGUUUAUAACGCGAUCAAACUGUGGCUAUGUGAGGUUUUGCUGGUGUUCACGUAUCUAGUGUACUACUACGUCUUCACAACGCUGUCCAAGAAGGGCAAAACGGCGUUUGCCUUGUUGUUGCCCGUGAUAAAGCUGGUUAUGAAGAACAUCAUCGCUCGCUCCGUGGUUCAUCUCAUUGACGAAAUGCCGGAAGUCGUGGUGUUCAACGCGGAAAUCUUCAAUGCGUUGUUCGUCUCGUACUGUAUGCAGAACUCGCCGUCAAUCUGGAUCACGCUGGAGAUGAUGAUCUUCGACGCCUUGAUGAUGGCCUUCUCGUUACGCGACGCGGGGAAUUCACGUCGGAGCUUGAAGGAACUGGAGCGACGGAUUGAAACCGAGAGAAGCUGGGGUAGUUUCCACUCGAGUACGAGGCGCUCAAGCACGAGACUGACCACUUUGGACCGGGCCAGCAUGCUGUUGCACUAUACCGUAAAGUCCGAGGUUGUAUCACCCCCCUCGGUUGAUGACCACAAGCUGGCGUUUCUACUGCCCGCAGCUGCAAAGUCUAAUGAGGCAACAGCGAAGAACUUCCGGUCAAUUGUACCGAUUUCUCCUAAGCUACUAUUUGGCAAGGUUGGUGCCCAUCCGGCAACCAAUACUGGCGAGAACCCGCCGAUUCGCUACACGCGCAAGGUUCAGCAACUUGUGUAUGCGGCGGAGUUCCUCCUCUUGCUCAACUACGUGGAGGUUAUCAUCCCCCUGGUCUACUCGAUCUACUUGUAUGUCAUGUACCAGUUGCCGAACCGUGGCUACUACGCUCAGCUUCAGAGCUUGGAUCGCGACCACCUUAUCCAUACAUUGCAAGGUGUGCUGUUUUACUGCUCGCUUCAAUUGCUCUCGCUUUUCGUGCUGUUUUUCGUAUUGCAAUUCACUCUGGGACUUUCUCCGAUCCAUCAACUGGCAUUCGUACUGGAAAAACAGUACAGCGGAGUGCAGCUCAAGCUAGUGUUCUGGGUCUACUACAACGUGCAGGCCUCACUACAGUACUCUGGCUAUGACUACUCCUUCAAAUUCGCUUGGCUACGUCAAUAA
Molecule: messenger RNA, 1533 nt
Organism: Phytophthora sojae
Lineage: Eukaryota; Oomycota; Peronosporomycetes; Peronosporales; Peronosporaceae
Exons: 4
Coding region: 1-1533 (510 amino acids)
Source: RefSeq, a predicted model, not a curated record